This is a messenger RNA of Colletes gigas, 2112 nucleotides long. RefSeq lists its product as uncharacterized. The coding region runs from base 1 to 2112 and encodes 703 amino acids. The record is from RefSeq and is a predicted model, not a curated record. Lineage: Eukaryota; Metazoa; Arthropoda; Insecta; Hymenoptera; Colletidae. The transcript is spliced from 2 exons.
AUGGCCGCUUCUAAGGUGUGUCUCGUGUUGGCUAUCUUGUGCGUCUCGACAAACGCAAGGUUCGACCAAGAAAGCUUCAAAUCCCCUGCCGAUCGUAACUAUCCGUGGAUUCGUCAGGACUUCGGUUCCUCCGUGGAUUCGCCGUCUUUCAGUCGUUUCUCAGAAUUGAAAAAGAGACAGUCAGCCGUCGAUUCCACCGAGCCUUUCCACGAAUCGAAGGAAUGGUUCGCCGCUAAGAAGAUACCCAGAGAGAACAAGAGCUUCAAGAAGUUGGUGUCUCCGUUUUACACAAUCACGGAGAAGGAUGCUAAGAAGUACAGAGACAUCGCGCUCAAGUCUGGCUUGCCCUAUUGUCAGAAGAUAAAAACGAAACGGUCCGACAGCAACGCGAAGGACAGCAUGGUUUGUUACAAAUGCAAGAACCCUAAGAACGGAUCCACCUACGAGCAAUGCGUCUACGUUUCUCAACCAUUGACCGACUCCAGCGACCUCGACGACGUCGUCGCGACCCCGUCGGGCUUCAGGAGCAAACGAUCGAACUCUGGCGAGGAAUUUUCCGGUUUCAAGGGCUCCGAUAAUUACAGGGAUCACGGCAGCCCGUACAGAUUCAACGAGAAGCUGUUCUCGGACGCAACGGACUACGUUCCAGCGGAAUACAAGAACAAGGACGAGAGGUGCGAGAAAGUCGUGAGGGACUCGAUGGUUUGCAUGGUGUGCAAGGACACGAAGAGCAACGGCAAGUACGAGCAGUGCUCCUACGUUCGACAGCCCAACGAGAAGAAGUACGCGUACAGCAAGUCGAGCUCCUACAAGAAUCCCGAAAGACGAGCGUCGUGGGAGGACGAGGACUCCGAGAGCAAGCCAGUCAGAGAACGCUCGAACCACGAAACGGAGAAACCGGACACACGAUCCCAGGAGGAGUCCAAGGAGUCCAACUGCAAGCAAGUGGAAAAGAACUCGAAGAUCUGUACGGUCUGCAAGGACCCGGACACAGGAGCCAACUAUGAGAAAUGCUCGUACACCUAUCAACCCGACGACAAGGUCUACAAAUUCAGCAGCUCCAAGAGUAUCGGGAACCCACGUUCGUCCAAGGACAGUCCAAGUUACGAAGGUAAAUCUUCGGAGAAGCUAGAACGAGACGACGUGUACAGAAGCGACUACUCGAUCCCCGAAAGCUUCUACGAGAAACGCCAGUCGCCUGGGUCGAGCUCCUACUUCAAGGACGACGAGCCCAGCUCCGACAGCGAGUCCUUCGACUACGAGAAGUCCAGGUCGGAGUCGGAGAAGAUCGCCAAGAGCAUGGAACCGAGCAACUGCAAAGAGGUGCAGAAGGACUCGAUGACCUGCAAGGUGUGCAAGGACCCUAAGACCGGAAGCAACUCCGAGCAGUGCUCCUACAGGUACCAGCCAACCGACAAGAGCUUCUCCUACACCAAAUCCAAGUCCUUUGGCAGCCCCGCGAAAGCUGAAGACAGGUCCUACGACGGAUCGGAGGACAAGGAAAGCAGCGAACCGAAAUCGUCCUUCGAAGAACGAGCCUACGAGUCGAAACCCGAGGCAAGGCAGGAGUCCACGACCAAAUCCGCCCCGAAGAAGAUGGAAGCUGACUUUUACGACGCCUUUAAGAAGAAAGCAGAGAUACAGAAGGUCCUGCAGGAGUUCCAAAAGGAGGAUCGGUCUAAUUGCAAGAAACUGAUGCGCGAUAAGAUGACCUGCUACCAGUGCGCCGACGAGAAAGGCUUCCACAAGGAGGAAUGCGCGUUUGUGACCGCCGACGAACCUGGGGACGACAAAGCGGAGUCCGCGGAGUCGAAGGAGGUCCAGGUGGAGCCUGUUAAGAAGUCCAGGUCGAUGUUGAUCGAGAAACGCGUGGACAAUGUUCCUCAGGACGCAGACGCUUCCGCCAGCGAGAAUGUUUACAGUAAGAGGGAAUUACCUGGGACCAAGAACUCCGAGGAGAAUGAGUCCAAGGAAGCAGAGGCCUACGAGUACGUGGCUGAGACCAGACCCGUCUUCGACAAGGUCCUCGGGCUGACGCUUCCGGCGUACAUGCUGAGCACUUCCGAUCACGAAGAGGAAUUCGACAGGAUCGUGUCCUCCGGUAGAUUUUAA